Messenger RNA from Paramormyrops kingsleyae, 5718 nucleotides. It is a transcript of the gene sstr3a, whose product is annotated as somatostatin receptor 3. Gene Ontology annotation, molecular function: somatostatin receptor activity; neuropeptide binding. NCBI's taxonomy places the organism in Eukaryota, Metazoa, Chordata, Actinopteri, Osteoglossiformes, Mormyridae. Gene Ontology annotation, biological process: neuropeptide signaling pathway. Gene Ontology annotation, cellular component: neuron projection; plasma membrane. The record is from RefSeq and is a predicted model, not a curated record.
GCCGAAAUAAACGAAGACUGAACUUCUGCGUUUCCGAAUUUUUGGAUUCGCAGCAAAAGAUCGGUUCAACACGCAUCCGAGGACUAAUGGAGCAUUGCUGACAGACAUCACUGCCUCUCCCCUCUUUCUCCAUGGAACUGCUCCCCACUCUUUCACCAGGGAUCCUAGAGACACUGGGCAACACUUCCACCCUCCACCCAGGCUUUGACUUCUCUCUGCUGCCCUUCAAUGGCACGGUGCACAAUGAGUCCUCGCUCAACGGUACCAAUUCCACUAGAACCGGGGUCAGCUCCAUCAUGGACGGGGUGGUCAUCCCGCUCAUUUACAUCGUGGUCUGCAUCAUCGGCCUCGGUGGGAACACCUUAGUCAUCCACAUCGUCCUACACUACUCAAAGAGCGAGUCGGUCACCAACAUCUAUAUCCUCAAUUUGGCUAUUGCCGACGAGCUCUUUAUGCUGGGCCUGCCCUUCCUGGCCAUCCAGAACGCCCUGCAGACCUGGCCUUUCGGCUCGUUCAUGUGCCGCCUGGUGCUGACCGUGGAUGGGAUCAACCAGUUCACCAGCAUCUUCUGCCUGACAGUGAUGAGCAUUGAUCGUUACCUAGCAGUGGUCCACCCCAUCCGCUCCUCCAAGUGGCGCCGCCCACAAGUGGCCAAAAUGGUCAAUGGCACAGUGUGGGCAGUGUCCUUCAUUGUGGUCCUGCCCGUGGUCAUCUACGCAGAAGUCCAUAAGAACGGCAACUGCAACAUCUUUUGGCCCGAGCCCACCGAGAUCUGGAAUGCGGCUUUCAUCAUCUACACAUCGACCGUUGAAUUCUUCUUCCCGCUGCUUGUGAUUUGCCUCUGUUACCUAUUGAUAGUUAUUAAGAUCCGCAGCUCGGGCAAGAAGGUUCAUGCCACGUCUACCAAGCGCAGGAAGUCCGAACGUAAGGUUACCUGGAUGGUCGUCAUAGUGGUGGCGGUCUUUGUUUUCUGCUGGCUCCCUUUCUAUGCAUUAAACAUCAUCAACCUGAUUGUACCCCCCCCGGAGAACCUGCAGGGCCUCUACUCCUUUGUGGUAGUCCUGUCUUAUGCCAACAGCUGCGCUAACCCUAUUGUGUAUGGGUUCCUCUCCGACAACUUCAAGCAGGGCUUUCGGAAAGCCCUAUGUCGCUCAUCCCGCAAGGUGGGGAGCCACGAGCCGACAGAGCAGCAGGAGGAGAGGAGGAGGGUUCUGAAGCCGAGGGACAGCCUCAGGCGAGUGAUACAGGCGGGUGACGAAGAGGAGGAAGAGGAGGAGGAUGCCGAGGCUGUGACCGAGAUGACUGAGAUCUGCAGAAUCACACAAAAUGGCAACGGCAUCGGACAGCCAGAGGGCUCGCGGGCCCACUUUGUCGAAAGGGCAAAAGUGGAGGUAGCCUCUGAUACAGGUAGCCCAGACCAUAGAGCCAAGAGCGGAGAGUCCAGUGGGAAAGGCCCAGGCUCAGGGCCUGUAACUGCCAUUCAGCCCCUGCUUAAUGGCACCAAGAAUGGCAGUAUCAGACCUCUCCCCGAGGAACCAGUGGAGAUGAACCCCUCCCUGAAGAUCAGCUAUUUGUAAUUUCAAAAAUAAUCAAAGCUACCUAUGGAAUCAUAGUAUGAAGAUUUUGUCCCCUGUUUUAGGCUAGUGAGAGGUAUGUUCGAAACCGUCUUUGGACCUGGGAGUGAUAGUGUUCAAAAGGAUGAAGGAAAAGUGACUGAACUGUCCUCAUUUUCACAAGGGCAGAUACAGCAGCCCCCUGUGUUUCAGAACUGAUUGCACAUAGUGUGCAUCCACUGAAUUACUGUAUCUGCCAUGGGAAAACGGAGUAAAAUCAAACUGUAACAAGUCAACUACUUAUGCCGCUGGUGAGCUCCAAAUGCAAAAACACAUAAUUGAUGUCUUUAUAUGAGGUGUACAAGGACCCUACUGGGUCCGUGAAACGAGCAGGAUUCAGUUCACCGGAAAUCAGUGAAGCUCAGAGCUAGGAGGGACUCGGGAGGUCAGACAUCAAGAGUCUGGAGCUGUAGGCAUGACGCCGGCAGAGCCGCCUGUGUCUAAAGCAGCACACCCACAGGGGAGCCGCUCAAAGCGAGACCGGCGCUACAACUCAUUCGGGCCUUAAUUGGAGCAGAAUGUCAAGUAGCAGUCAGAUGCAUUUCUGGAAAGCCGAGCACCACUGCUUGUCCUCGAGGGCUGAGCCGCCGCAGGGCGCGGGGCUGGAUCUUCGCUCACAUCUCUCCAGUGACACUGAGCUGGGAAUCACCAAAAAUAUCCAUCAUCUCUGCAGAAUGGGCCUCCUCAUUAGCAGGCUAGUGUGUGCACAGCAGGGGGAGGCAGGCCUGCUCUCCAGACCUUUGCCCAAAAAUAUCCGUCAUCUCUGCAGAAUGGGUCUUCUCAUUAGCAGGCUAGGGUGUGCACAGUAGGGGAGGCAGGCCUGCUCUCCAGACCCGUGCCAAAAAAUAUCCAUCAUCUCUGCAGAAUGGGCCUCCUUAUUAGCAGGCUAGUGUGUGCACAGCAGGGGAGGCAGGCCUGCUCUCCAGAGCCGUGCCAAAAAAUAUCUAUCAUCUCUGCAGAAUGGGCCUCCACAUUAGCAGGCUAGUGUGUGCACAGCAGGGGAGGCAGGCCUGCUCUCCAAACCCAUGCCCAAAAAUAUCCAUCAUCUCUGCAGAAUGGGCCUCCUCAUUAGCAGGCUAGUGUGUGCACAGCAGGGGAGGCAGGCCUGCUCUCCAGACCUGUGCCCAAAAAUAUCCAUCAUCUCUGUAAAAUGGGCCUUCUCAUUAGCAGGCUAGUGUGUGCAUAGCAGGGGAGGCAGGCCUGCUCUCCAGACCUGAAAAUAACAAGGAAAUAACACAAUACAGGGCUGGAUGUGGAUCAGUCCCAAAAGAGCUGCGUGCCUCUGGCAUGCAGAUUGGGAUGGUGGUGCGGGGUCUCCAGGGGUCCGUGCAAUACCUCUGAUACUUAAGGAUGAAGAUGUAGGGGAAGCAACUUGUAGCUGCAUGAGCCAUUUUGGUUAGAACUAUCAAGUUAAACAACUCUGCUUUGGGCAGAGCAUUGCAUAGAGGAUUUCAGGUGCUGACUUCAUACUAUACAUCCAACCUCAGCUUCAACCGCUCACACUAUACAGUACCAGUUAAAAGUUUGGAAACACGUACCCACAGAAAGGUUUAUUUGUACUACUCUCUACAUUUUAGAAUAAACAAAAAGACACCAAAACUACAAAAUAACAUAUAUGGGACUAUGCACUGACAAAACACGUGGGGGGCGGUGGGGCAGCUCUGUGGUUUGGGACUCCCGUGGUCGGCAGAGUGAUCCCACCAUUGGGCCCUUGAGCAAGGCCCUUAACCCCAAUCGCUCCAGGGACAGGCUGACCCUACUGUCACCUCUACCAGGUUCAUGAGGUAGCCUCCUGGGAUGCUUUUCCAGCUGUCCUGAAGGAGGUCCCACAUAUGCUCUCAUUGGCUGCUUUUCCUUCAGUCUUUGGUCAAACGCCUCAAAACUAUCUUUACUGGGUUUAGGUCAGGUGGCCAGGUCAUGUGAUGCGACACUGUCACGCACCUUUGUAGGUGGCUUGGUGUGUCCAAACUUUUGACCGGUACUGUCCAUCCAGCCCCAGCCCCUUACACCACACUGAUUCAGAAGUGCCUCAACCUUCACCAUGAAGAAGAGUGAAACUCAGUUAGAGAGGAGCCGGAGUGCUUAUUGGACCAUCACUUUUUACAUUGAAACUCCCACUCCCCUCCCAUAUUACAGAUACACUUGCACAGACCGAAUCAUGAUAUGCUGAACAUAUGAAGAAAACAGCCCAUUCUGUACCACUGUAAAUAUUCCAUAAGAUGCUGCAUAAAGCCUGCUGUUUGUCAGUGGUAAUUAGAUACAGUGCCAGUGUAAUAGUUCCUACAGUGUGUUUAUUUUUCAAUAACAAGUAUCUUCAGUUUAAACUAGGAACAGUGUGGGCUCUGAGGUCAGCAGGCUAGGGGUGGGGGUGCAUGACAUGCCCAUAGAGCGAGCGCUGUAUGGGCCACAUUUAUAUAGCGCCUUAACUACCUGUGUGCUUUUUGCUUAUAUAUCCGGAGGCGAGUCGAGCUCUGAGGCAGGGCAGGCCUUUAGUGUCACACACCGCAGUGAUGCCCCACAGUGAGAGCACUGGAUUAUUUCAGUGUCACCCAGGGCACACCUAGGUGCCAUCGCUCCAGAUUUCUUUUUAACGGAAGACUGAGUGCUCCUUGCUAAAUUCUGACAGGUACACUAAAACACCUCAACUUAGGGGUGUCUGUUUGCUUACAGCAUGAAAACUAAGAAAGCAACCCCCCCUCAGCCCCAUUUAAUGACAGGAUCAGUAAAGAGAGAGAGCUCACUUGCCGAAAUGCAGUGAGGGAUAAACACGGCAGAGAUGCAGAAGAGGCGUAAAAAGGCAUUUUUGCGUGCAGAUGUGAUUAUGCGGGUUAAGGUGCGUCAUUAUCUGCCAAAUACUUUGCAGCAAAGACUAACACCUCGAACAGAACUGCAUUUAACAUUUCUGAGCCCUCAGUCUCAUGUGUUAUUCUGCAGAGGGAAAACAAACACAAAAUCCUUUUUCUCUGGCAGUCCUGUCAUUUUUUUUACUUAGCUCUCGAAAACGAUUCAGUGCUCCCUGCCACUGACUCCUGUUUGCCAUUGAGUUUCAUGAAUCAGUGCCAAAGAUCAAAACGCAGUAAGAAUCGCAGCCAGCUUUCCAGGUGAAGGGGGAAGGGUCAAGAUUGAUCCAUGCAGAUCACUACCGCAUGAUGUGCAACAUCUUUCUUUGCCAGCCUUCUCAGUUCCGACUGGUUUCUUUUGACUUGUGUAAGCGCUGUUUUACAUCACAUGGAAGGACUGUGUACUCUUUAUGUUUCCAGGCAAGUAUAUAAAAAUACCUAUAUGUAAACAGAAAAUUAAAGAUUUCAAAAUGGAAGAUGAAGUAUGUGACUUUUCUCUUUCUACAAGCCAACUUCCUCCAGCCCAUUUACAAACUGGUUAUUCAACUGGAAUUGCAGGUACAAUGUCCUGGUUAUUGUCAGGGUCGGUGCCUGUCUGGCUCUGUCCAUUUGUUUUGUCCUCGUUUGGCCAGCAGAUGCCGCUGUCCAUCCUGUUCCCUCUGUUUUAUACCCCUAAGUCCCCAGUGUGUUUCCCUAUUGCCUUGCCUGCUGUUUAGCUCAAGGGCUUGAGUGCGAGGCUUCAAAGCUGUCAUGGGUUCUGGGCUGGGUUGGUCUGGCUUGAGGCCUGCCUCACCUUUCGUUUAAUUCAUUGGGUUUUAUUUUAUCCUUGGUGUUCGGUAUUGUUUAUCAUUGUCUUUGUUUUGUGUUAUGUUUAGGUUCGCAUUCUCUCCUAGUUUAGUUACCCUUUAGUGCUUGUUAAUAUGCCCUAGUUUCUUGUGCUUGUUAAUUGUAACUUAUUCCAUCUUCUUUUUGUUGUCCCAUGCCUGUCCUGAUUGGUUGAUUUGGUUAUGGUACAUACUUGCCCCUGAUUAGCCUUGUUGUCUGUAUGUACUGAAGUGCCUAUUCAUCAUGGCUGUUUCCCAGUGUUGAAAUGUGUUUGUUAGUUGUAUUCAUGAUUAUCAUUUUCCGUUAGUCAUUGUUGCUUCCUGUGUUUUUCCCUGCCAUUAGUACUGUGAUUCCCUGAUUGUGUUUCCUGCCUUAAUUUCUGUUUUUUCACUGUUGUUUGACCCAUCGUGGUUCCUUUAUUUCCGAUUUAUUUUUGUUAA